Messenger RNA from Phragmites australis (common reed), 2223 nucleotides. RefSeq names its product homeobox protein ATH1-like. Gene Ontology annotation, molecular function: DNA-binding transcription factor activity, RNA polymerase II-specific; RNA polymerase II cis-regulatory region sequence-specific DNA binding. NCBI's taxonomy places the organism in Eukaryota, Viridiplantae, Streptophyta, Magnoliopsida, Poales, Poaceae. The transcript is spliced from 5 exons. The coding region runs from base 585 to 2006 and encodes 473 amino acids. The record is from RefSeq and is a predicted model, not a curated record. Gene Ontology annotation, biological process: regulation of transcription by RNA polymerase II.
UCGCUCCUAAGUAGGACCCAUCUUCUCUUGUUGGCUUGUGAGCGCCCAAAUCUCUCUCUGAUCAGGGCCAGGAUCAGUGGGGGCCUUCUGCUUUACAAGUGGGCUAGGCUUGGCUUGUUGAUGUGUGCGUGCAUGCUCUGAUCAGGGUCCAAAUUUCGUCGUCUCUCUUCUCUCUCUCUCUCUUAUGCUUUGGUCAUGGUGCCCUGCAUGAUAAAACCUCUCCCUGACCGGAUUGUUUUCCUGCUGCUUGGCUGGGGAUGUUAAAAGAAUCACCUCAAGGUCACCCACCACACACCACCAUUCUCCUUGUAGGCGUUUUAUUAGGAAACGCUCUGCUUUCCAUUUUAGUAGGCAAGCUUGAAGCUUUUCGAGCUUCAUGCAUGCUAAUCUCUUGCGAUACUUGAAGCUUGGUUCUUGUGUUCUUCUUCUUCUUCCUCCCUGCUCUCAGGUUGCUUCCUAGGAGACUAGGACGCAGGGUGGUUGGCGUUGCAUAGGUUGUCAGUGUUCACUACAUUAUUUGAUAAGUGCUGCUUUCAGGCCCUUUUAAAAUCGGUACAACGUUUGACACCUUCCCAAGCCUGAAGAUGGCCGGCAACACAUCUUAUCAGCAAUUUGGAGUGGACGCCAUGAUGAGCGGCUGCCUUGUCAGCGGCGGCGGCGGCGGCGGCGGCGGCGUUUGCAGCGUGUUCGGCGCCGACGCAGCGAUGUUCCACUUCCCGGAGUACACGCCUCACUAUGGCAUCUUCGGGCUCGGCGAAUCGGCUGACGUCGCCUCGAGUUUCUUGGCCGAUGGUUCGGUGCUCGCCGGCCAGCUGGUCCGUGCCACUGUUCUGCAGAGCAUGUCGCCGGAGGAGACGCAUGGCGCCUACAAGGUCGCCAGCGGGUUCCGCCCGUCGCAAUCAGAUAUCACCGUUGCUCACGCACCAAACACGACCAAGCUCGCCGGAGAGCCGCAGGGCAGCUGGACCCACGAGCCGUACUACCCGGCAUGGUUCUCCGGCGACGGCUUUCCGGUGUCGCUCAGGCUUGGCGCCGAGUCCUCGUCAGCCGGCAUGGUGAACCUGCCGGACCAGUCCUCGGAAGUGAGCUGCUCCGGCUUGACCCAUGCAAGCAGCAGAGCCGGGCAAUGCCUGUUCCAGCACCCUUACGGUGACGGCGGCGGCGACGAGCUGGGACGAGCGUGCCGGCAGAUGUCGCGUCCCAGCUCCCUGCAUUUCUCUCAGGUCCUGUCGCGGUCAGGGUAUGCGCACAUCGUGCAGCAGACGCUGGACGAGUUCGUUGGCUGCCUGCUGCAAGACGUGGCCGGGAUUGCCAGCUCCGCCAACGGCGAGGCAAGCUGCCCGAUGCCCUCGUCAAGCUGCUCCAAGACGACGUCAUCCAACCCGUCGAUGAUUCUCAGCUCGGAAGAGCACGCGCAUCAGAUGCUGAGGAAUGAUCUCCUGAGACUGUUGCAGCUGAUGGACCAACGGUGCAACCAGUGCCUGGACGAGAUCCAGAGCGUGGCGUCCAAAUACGGCAGUAUGGUGCGUCCGGCCGGCGGCGGCCUGUUUGCACCGUUCGCGCACCGGGCGGUGUCUGCGAUGCACCGGAAGCUCAGGGCGCGGAUCACGAGCGAGAUCGCGGUGGCGACGCAGAGGCAAAUGGGCCGGGAGCCGUCGUCGUCCCUCUCUCUGGCUGAAAGGGAGCGGAGCUGGGAGUCGGCCUUCAUUCAGAAGCACUGGGCGCUGCGGCAGCUCAGGCGGGGCGACCAGCAGUCGUGGCGGCCGCAGCGCGGGUUGCCGGAGAAGUCCGUCGCCGUCCUCAAGGCCUGGAUGUUCGAGCACUUCCUACGCCCGUACCCGAAAGACAACGAGAAGGAGAUGCUGGCGGCGAGGAGUGGCCUGAGCAGGAGCCAGGUCUCCAACUGGUUCAUCAAUGCUCGCGUCCGGCUAUGGAAGCCGAUGAUAGAGGAGAUGUAUGAGGACCUCAAGAAGGCCUCUGGAGGCGGAGAGGGGGUGCCUGCCUGAACAUCUGAGAAGCAAGGAUGCAAGCUACAAAAUGAUGGCUCCAACUUUCAGAUGGGGAUUGUGUAAAAUCUUUGCAUUGCUCUGGGAGCUUGUGUACAAGUAUUGUUGCCGCUCAGCAGCCACUUAGGAGCUAGGACUCCGGCUGUUCAUCUCAUCUCCUGCCAUCUAUGUAAUCUGUAACUUUCCUUGCGUAUAUAUGAUUGCCAAUUCCUUCCGU